Molecule: messenger RNA, 2083 nt
Organism: Cuscuta europaea
Lineage: Eukaryota; Viridiplantae; Streptophyta; Magnoliopsida; Solanales; Convolvulaceae
Source: the annotation of a GenBank genome assembly
GCCCUACUUUUUUCUUUCACUGGUUUACUGCUCAAUCCGCGUGUUUGCGGCUGGAAGUCAGAAUUUGAAUCGUCAAAAGGGGAGAAUAUGUUGAGAGCCGCAAAUCGAACUGCGAAUUCAAUUUCUGGAAAUAUCAACCUGUUCGGAAGUGUGGUUGAUUCAUAUUCAGUAGCGUGUGAAGCGUACUCUGAACAUCUCGUUCUUUGACACCCAAUUUUUGGUAGAUCGUUUCUCUUUCAUUUUGUCAGUCUUCCGAGAAUUGAAGCCUGCUGCGGAGAUGGAUUUCGCGACACCAGGAGAUGCGUUUCCUUCGACAGGGAAAGGGAAGUCCGACGCUUUCGAGUCAGAUGACGUGGUCGAAGUAUCCCCUAACAAGCGGUACAUCCGGUAUAAUGAAAUCCUGGGCAGAGGAGCAUCCAAGACUGUGUAUAAGGCGUUCGAUGAAACUGAUGGAAUUGAGGUCGCAUGGAGCCAAAUCCGCUUAGAUGACCCGUUACAGUCUACAGAGGAUAUGGAAAGAGUGAACACUGAGAUUCACUUGCUGAGAUCCUUGAAGCAUGUCAACAUCAUAAAAUCACACUGCAUCUGGCUUGAUAACCAGAAGAAAAGGAUUAACGCUAUCACCGAAUUGUUCUGCUCUGGAAGCUUGAGGCAAUAUCGGAAGAAACAUAAGUUGGUUGAUAUGAAGGCCAUCAAGAACUGGGCAAGACAGAUUCUCCAUGGUUUGCAUUAUCUUCACAGUCAGAACCCUCCUGUUAUCCACAGAGACUUGAAGUGUGAUAAUAUCUUCAUUAAUGGGAACAGCGGGGAAGUUAGAAUUGGAGAUCUCGGAUUGGCUACAAUCAUGUUGCAGCCUACUGCCCGAAGCGUUGUGGGUACUCCUGAGUUUAUGGCGCCUGAGCUCUAUGAUGAACAGUAUGACAACCGUAUUGACAUUUACUCUUUCGGCAUGUGCUUAUUGGAGCUGAUAACAUGUGAAUACCCUUAUAGUGAGUGUAAAACUGUGGCACACAUCUUUAAAAAAGUGACAUCAGGGAUAAAACCAGCUGCCUUAGAUAAAGUUAAAAAUAUCGAAGCAAAACGAUUUAUAGAAAAUUGCUUGGUCCCGGCUUCUCAAAGGCCAAGUGCUGCACAACUGUUGAAAGACUCGUUCCUUUCUGACACUUUGGUGAACUCCUCCACCUCCAUGUCGAGAUCUGUAAGUUUGUCAAGUCUUGAAUCACUAUCAAAGGACAUUGGAGCUCCCCAAACAUUGGAAUUCCUUAGAUGCAAUAAGAAGAAUGAGUUUAAGCUAAAAGGAGAGAAGUGUGACGGAGAUUCAAUUUCAUUUAGCCUCCACAUUGCUGACUUUGGGGGGAACACAAGGCAUAUUGAUUUCCUGUUCUACCUUGAUAGUGACACGGCUCUCACAAUUGCUGGUGAGAUGGUAGAGCAACUUGAGUUAGCAAGUGAAGAUGUGGUAGUAAUAGCUGACAUGAUUGAUAGCUUAGUUUCAAGACUUGUACCAAUCUGGAAGCAAUCACGUACCAGUUUGGCUGCUGUAAACAGUGCACAUAAUAACUCCAUUUCGACAGUCUCUUCUGAGAAGGGUGAAUCAGAACUGGUUGUUGGCAAAGGAACUACUGAGCAGAGUGUCUUUCCUCUGACACCAAGUGAGAAUAAACGCAUUGAUGAAUUGGCCCUUGUAUCCAAAGAACGUGUUGAUGAGGGGCGUGGUGAAUGCUCAAAGGAUUUGCAGAAGAGUGUUACUUCAGGCAUGUCAUGCCUCUCUGUAGCAGAGAAGGAUGAUAACAAAGGUUUAGUAAAGCCAGAAACGGAGGCUUUUGAUAUGCAGUAUCAGCAAUAUUGUCGUGAAAUCAUGAGGAUCAGGGAGAAGGCAACUAGAAAUUGUAAAAGGAAAUGGAUAGCACGGAGGAAGAUAAAUGUGUUUUGAUGUAUACACACACACACACACUUGUAUAUGCUAGAUAGUUAACCGUGAAUUAUCAUGUUAUUGCGAUUUGUUGUUCCUCUUCAAAUAAAACCUGUGUUGUUUUUUCAAUGUUCAAGUAUAUUUUUGCGAUUUUAAGCUUUAAAAUGUCAG